UCGUGAAUUCUUAAGUGAUUCGCACUGUUAAUGUUUACCUGAGGAUUUGCGGCAUUAAUCUAGAGCUUGAUAUAUAAAAAAAUAAUUACCUUACUAUAAAAAUAAAAUAUAUUUCAAUGAAGCUUUUGAAACCUAUUUGGGUCAAUCAUGAUGACAAACCAAUAUUUUCUGUGGAUAUUCAUCCAGCGGGGAAGCGAUUUGCCACAGGGGGUCAGGGUCUUGACUCAGGCCGGGUUGUCGUGUGGAACUUGAAUUCGGUGUUGUUUGAAGAAGUAGAAGUGGAUCCUAAUGUUCCAAAAAUGCUUUGUCAAAUGGAUAAUCAUUUAGCCUGUGUUAACUGUGUACGAUGGAGUAAUGGCGGUAGAUACUUAGCUUCUGGUGGAGAUGAUAGACUCAUCAUGGUAUGGGGACUCAGUGUUGCUGUAGGAGCUGGAAAGCAUAAAGCAGAGACUUGGAGAUGUUUAGCAACAUUGAGAGGGCAUGCAGGUGAUGUAUUAGAUCUGGCAUGGUCACCAUUAGACAAAUGGCUUGCUAGUUGCAGUGUUGAUAACACUAUAAUCAUAUGGAAUGCUGAAAAAUUUCCAGAAAUGGUCUGUGUUCUAACUGGUCACACUGGACUUGUGAAAGGAGUUGCAUGGGACCCUGUGGGGAAAUAUUUGGCAUCACAGUCAGAUGACAAAUCGCUGCGUGUUUGGAAAACAGUUGAUUGGUCUCAAGAAACAGUAAUUACUGAGCCAUUUGAUGAGUGUGGAGGUACAACUCAUGUGCUUCGACUAUCAUGGUCACCAGAUGGUCAGUAUGUGUUAUCAGCACAUGCUAUGAAUGGAGGUGGACCAACUGCUCAAGUGGUUGAGAGAGAGGGCUGGCGAUGUGAUAAGGACUUUGUUGGACACCGGAAAGCUGUUACAUGUGCUCGUUUCAACAGCAACAUUUUCGUGAAAGAGGGCAAGAAGUGUUGUUGUGCGGCGGUGGGGUCACGUGAUAGGGCUUUGUCAAUUUGGCUCACGUCUCUGAAGCGGCCUUUGGUCGUUGUACACGAUCUAUUCACCGACAGUGUGCUCGAUCUUUCAUGGAGUUCUGAUGGUUUAAAUUUGCUGGCGUGCAGUUCCGAUGGUACUGUCGCGUGCAUACAGUUCACAAAUAAGGAAAUUGGUACCCCACUGACACUAGAAGAAAAGAAUUCCCUAUAUGAGAAAAUCUACGGAAAAUGUCCAGCCAAUGAGUCCGGGGGUGACCUGUCUUCCAAUCUUUUGGUUGAGUGUCCAGAAAUUCUACUCGCUCGGGAGAAGCAGGAGGCCAAAAAGGAAACGCCUAAAGAGGAAACUACGCCUAAGAAUGAUAAAUCACAGCAAAAACCAAUAUACACACCUUCCCCGAUGUCCACUCAAUCGAGUCCGGCGCCUCUACGUCCAAUGGACCGGCAGAUAGAGACGCGCACAUCGGAUGGCAAACGACGCAUCACACCUGUCUUCAUCCCGCUCACACAGGCAGACGCCAAUGAGUCACUUGGUUCAAUACCUGGCGGUAAUGAAAACUGCUUCAGUACAUCGUCGCAGAGCAAGUCACGCAUCAUAGUAGAGAGAAGAGAUGACAUCAUCAUACAUCCAAAUGUCAGUAACCACGCACUUAGCAGGAGUAAUGAUAACGGGUUAGACCAACGUCUGCGAAAACGUACAACAUCGACCCUCCCAGGACCGAAAGCUGAAGAUCUUCAAGCCAAGAGAUCGUGCACAUCUCCAACGGAGCAGGUUUCGUCCCGUGGGGUAUACUUGGGACCGUCCCUGCCCGUCCCAGCUUUGGGAACGGCUGGGCCAAUUGUGAGAGCCGCUGGAUUGUUGAGAUUACAGGUGGUGAAUAAGGCAUACAACACUCCAUAUGGAAAAUUGUCUCGGCUUGAGUUGAUACCAAACAAUUCUGCAUCAAACGAUCCAGUUUGGGAUGCUUGUUUAGGUUCACCCGUAACUUGUAUAUCGUGCGACGCCCGUUGGCUGUGCGUAUCUUGUACGGAUGGAUCGUUACACGUGUGGAGAAACGCCAAACCGAAGCCCUACAGGGCUUUGCCCCCACUCGCUUUACCAUCUCCGGCGCACAAAUUGUCCUUGAACGGAGACACCCUAUCAGUGGUGACGUCAUCAGCGGAAUUGACAAUGUGGGACCUUAACAACGCAACUUGUUCCCUUCGGUCGCUGUCUUUCAGGAAUUUACUUUCGAAUAACGCUACCGUCACAAAUUGUUCGUUGGUGGACGGGAACCCCAUGAUAUCAUUGAAUACUGGCAAAAGUUUUAUUUACUGCAAGAAAUUGUGGGCUUGGGUAUUAUGGACAGAUGGGGGAGAUCCGGUGAGACGUGCGGGAGGCGGAGCCGGAAGUAGCAGAAGACCACGUGUUUCCUCCCAAUUACAACAUUCUGCUACACAGAGUAAAUACAACGCGUGCGCUGCCCGUAGCUGGUUAGAGUCACAGGUGUCUGUGUGUUUGCAUCUCCGUUUGGCGAAGGACUAUCGCCAUUGGAUCAACGCACUGUUUACGCAUCUCAUAGCUCAUGGCACUGAAGAUCAACUUAGAACCAUUUUGGAUGAUCUAUUGGGACCUAGUCAUUGUAUUUCGCAGCCUUCCAAAUGGGAAUCUAAUAUAUUGGGAAUCAAAAAACAUGAGUUAUUAGAAGAAUUGUUAGCACUGCUUGUGAGGCAACUGCGCUGGCAGAGGCUGUACACAGAAUACGCGGAUCAGUUGAACGAAAUCAAACAAAAAACGCCUCUACUCAAUGGACAUACGUAGCAUUGAGGGUAGACUGAAAAAAAUAACUAUCAAAAAUCCCGUACUACAAAAUCGCACGUCAAGGUAAUAAUAAUAAGUUUUUGAAAAUACCUUCAAUUUUCGAAGUCACUUCCAGUAUAAUGCUUCCAUACGGUUGUGAUAACUACUAUACCGCUGGAUUAGUUUUAAUGAGUUUUAUGUGUGUUAUGAAUUACAGCGGUACUAAAUGUCGUCUUACGCCCAAACCCAAUAACCUAUCUCAAUCCAUUUUUGACCAUCUGCGAUUGACAUCUUAAUCAAAAUAUUGAUAAAAGUUUGCCAAUAUCCAAUCGAUGGAUUAUAAUAGCCAUCUGUCGAUACAAGCUAUCCAUGGUAGGUCGGAUCGGUGUAUGUGGAUAUAACUUUGUAUAAAAA
This is a messenger RNA of Pieris rapae (cabbage white), 3170 nucleotides long. RefSeq names its product protein HIRA homolog (gene Hira). Gene Ontology annotation, molecular function: nucleosome binding; protein binding. Gene Ontology annotation, biological process: regulation of DNA-templated transcription; chromatin remodeling; DNA-templated transcription. NCBI's taxonomy places the organism in Eukaryota, Metazoa, Arthropoda, Insecta, Lepidoptera, Pieridae. The transcript is spliced from 20 exons. Gene Ontology annotation, cellular component: nucleus; HIR complex. Bases 117 to 2777 code for a protein of 886 amino acids. The record is from RefSeq and is a predicted model, not a curated record.